GGACGUUUCCCGGAAACCGUCAACUAUCAACUAUCAACAAAUGGGUACUUUGUCAGGUUAUGGGAUUGUUUCCAAACAAUACAUAAAAUUUCCAAAUAUUUGCACCACUCGCCAUGGAAAAAGCCUUGGAACCAGUCGAACUAUGCACAGAACCCUAUAGUUUUUCGAAUCUUUCAGAUUCUCUAAAAUCACUUUCAAAUUGCGACCAGAAUGAGUCUACAGCCUCGUUAUUCAAUACGCUAGUGCAAGCAAUCGGGGAACUACAACUCAACCGCAGCACCCCAAUAACUGACGUGAAAAUAGGCAAUGUUCCUGCAGAAACAGUUCUAAUCAACUGUUUGAAACAGCUGAGACUUAAAGUGACUAACAAACAUUCCUGUGACUAUGUUCUGGAAAAUGCCGCCAAGUUUUUACCAGUUCUGGAUACCCUUGUACACUACAUAUUAACCGAAGAAAAUGCUACUGCAUUAUACACAAAGUAUUUGCUGCAUGUUUUGAUAAACUGGUUGAGCUGUAGCAGCGAGCAGGAGAACAGCGAAAGAAGCAUUUUGCUGCAAAAGUACAUUUCCUCAAAUAAACUGCAAGCAUUUUUCUGCAAUGCUUAUGGAUGUUUUCACGAAGUAAGCGCCUUGCUGUAUAAUAUCCACCGCAGCAACUGCUCGCAAAUCGAGGACAUUGAUUUAAUCGAGUCCAUCUUGUUGCAUGAUGUUCAUCCGAAUACCUCCAAUGAAUAUACGGGGUUUUUGGUGGAGCUGUUAAUGUCCCAGAAUUAUGUUUGGGCCAGUUAUAGCCAGUUGAAACACCAAGCCAGACUGGCGCUUCAGGAUUCAUUGAGAGACAAUUUUAUUGCCGAUAAGCCAAUGGAAACUUUACCUGAAGAGUGUUUAAAAUGCCUGUGCCACGCUUUUAAAACGUCCAUUGAUGUGGUUUUCCAAGUUUCCAAAGACAAUGAUUUGUCUGCGAUUCGAGAAGUGGCACUUGUGCUGGAAAAUAUCGGGCAUGCAGCCAGUGUUGAAAAAUUCUUGCACAUCCUACAAAAAGAUAAGGAUUUACUGGUGAAUGCCGGCGUGCUCUUAAUCAAUGUUCAUCGACUUGGACAAAGUCCCGAUCACAUUUUCACUCCGUUGAAAAAACUGUCUACUAUACAAGAUGAUGAGUCGUUGCGAAGCCCCAUAACGGGGUUCAAAGCUGAUCUGAUUCGACUUGUUGGGAAUUUGUGCUGGAAAAAUCGAACAAUGCAAGAUUUGGCAAGAGAGGGUGAACUGAUUCCGGUACUAUUGGACUCCUGCAAUAUUGAUGCCAAAAAUCCAUUUAUAAUGCAAUGGGCGAUUUUAUCGCUUCGAAUUAUCUGCGAUUGCAAUCAGGAAAAUCAAGCGAUCAUUGCAGGCCUUUCCAAGCAAGGCGUGAUUAAACCCGACGCUCUGCAGGAAUUGGGACUUACGUUGCAUGCAGACGGGGAACGAAAAGUUGGUAUUAUUCGUCUAGAUGUCAAUGAAUAAAUUGCAUUUUAUUUA
Molecule: messenger RNA, 1514 nt
Organism: Dendroctonus ponderosae (mountain pine beetle)
Lineage: Eukaryota; Metazoa; Arthropoda; Insecta; Coleoptera; Curculionidae
Product: ataxin-10
Exons: 5
Coding region: 114-1499 (461 amino acids)
Biological process (GO): neuron projection development
Cellular component (GO): cytosol
Source: RefSeq, a predicted model, not a curated record